Anopheles gambiae (African malaria mosquito) is the source of this 6247-nucleotide messenger RNA. RefSeq lists its product as uncharacterized. The coding region runs from base 2398 to 3555 and encodes 385 amino acids. The record is from RefSeq and is a predicted model, not a curated record. Lineage: Eukaryota; Metazoa; Arthropoda; Insecta; Diptera; Culicidae. The transcript is spliced from 5 exons.
CCGCAGUCAACACCGCAAAACCCUCAACGUACCAUCAUCGUCGUCAGCCACGAGGAUCGCGCGAACGGCAGCAGCGGACGGCUCCGGGGCACGAGUCUGGCGAGCUCACGCCGGGACCAUUUGUCGGGGAGCGAGCGAGCGAACAGUUUGUUGCUGACGUUUGCCACGGGAAAGUGUGCGCGCCCGCCUGUGCUCGCUGCUCGUACACGGGAAAGCCCGUACCCGUGUCCGUGAAUCCUCGACCGUUUCCAGUCCGUUCCUUGGACCCAGCUGCUGGUGGGACCCAGUGCAGUACGACCCGGUGGUCCGGUGUGCCGUGUCCCUGUGCAGAGGAUAUGGCAGAAGAAGGAGUGGUGAAGUGAUGCUCUCUCUUUCUUUUGCAGACUUCUUUCGAAGUUUGUAUAUGCAUUCGGAGUUGUGCAAGUGUAUAAACAUGUUUAUUUUGUGAAAGAAUAUGGAAAUUACGUAAAAAAGCGCUCUAAAAGCUGUGAUGUCUCACAAUUAAAAUCUCAUUAAAUAAGCAAAUAUAUGGCCGUGUACAGGUGUGUUUGUGUAUGUGUGUGUGUGCAAAUAUUUGAGCCUUUGCGGCACGUGAAACCCAUUUUAAACAAUCGUUAAUGGGUUCGUUGAGAGCUAUUUUAACAGUUUCGUUCCGUGCGCCGCCAGCUAGAAAAUAAAGAUAAGUGGCAAACUGUGUGGCAAAGUCCUUCGGCAACCCAAAAAGCCCGAAAGGAAGUGUGAAAUUAUUUACCGAACAUCGAAAAGUAAUUACUCACACCUGCGGCACAACUGGUUUGUGGGGCGUAUUGUCACAGCGCCACCUGAAGCGACUCGGCUAGUAAAACGGGGAGACAGGUGCGUUCAAAGCUUUUUUUUCUGUGAGAAGGUUUCAGUGUGAGGCAACCGUCCCGAACGGUUUGAGCGUUUGUGAAUGUUCUGCAUCAAGUGUUGGAGAGAGAGAGAGCAUUGGAAUUGGAGUGAUUAGUAAAAUGCAUUAAAUAUCUUCUGAUGCAAGCCUGACAGCACAAUGAAUAUACAUAAGUGAAGAAGCUAAAAGUUUAAUUUAUGUGUAAAUUAAGCAAAAUGGUACAGUUAUAGAUACAACUUCAAAAAUCCAAUGGCAAGUGUCCCAAAAAUAAUAUAGAAAAAAUCAAUCACAAAACGCAAGUUAAUCAGUUUCCAGUGCCGUUCAUUAUUUCCGUUCGUUGCUCUGUUGCCAUUGUAUGGCCAAUAAAACGCACCCUCCAACUCUCUGAACGGCCCACAAAAAAAAAACUCCAACCCGACGGCGAUGAUUAGUAGCGAGAACCAAUCGAUCUUCGUUAAAACGAUCCCGAAAGGCUGUGCUAAAGUGACGAGUUCUCGAGUACUGCUCCAAAAACACUCCCCCACGCUGCUUUCCACACAGCCGUACUCGCGCCAGAUCUGUGGCUGAAAUUUUAGAGGGAAAAUUCGAUCUCAACUUCUGCCACAAGAGCGGCUCACCAGCUGCUGUUUCGGUCGGUUAAUUUGAUGGGAAAAUCGUCUCACGUUCAAUCGGUUACUUCGGAAGGCCCGGAAUCGGCAGAAACGCACGCCAAGGGCAGCGGAGUAGUAAACGAAACGGAAGCGAUCCAGCAAACGCAGCUGUACGGAAUCACAUCGAAUAUCGGCGGAGUCUAGGGCAAGCAACAAGCGAACGUAUGUGGCGUGGGCAAAACCAAGACCAGCGGUGCGAAAAUGGUGGCGAAGUGUUGUGGCGUUAAAAGUUUGAAAUUAAAUUACGAAAAAGAAAACUCCCGCUUACGAAAAAGGAAUACGGAACCGUGCCCGCAGUGAUCCGUCGGAAUUAAGUGAAUGAUUUGAUGCGAGUGCGACGAAAAGAGAAAGAGAGAGUGAGUGAGAGAGAGAAAGUUUGUUGUGUGUACAGUUCGCUGGCUGGUGAAGGUGGAAAGAAGUGUACAUUUGUGUCCAUGGUGAAAGUUUUGGGUGUUAGAGAAUUGUACGGUGAAAUUGAUACCAAGUUGGAAUGCUGUUUGCCUUUUUCGUUGCUCACUUGCGCUAAAACUUAAUUUCAAUCCAAGCGCACGCGAUUGCCAAACUGUGAAAAAGGGCUACAGUUUCGAUCAAGCGGCUUUAGUGGCGAGCUUACCACUGGAAUUUGGUGCGCGGAAUCUGAGUGGCGGAGAAAGGAAGCUGUGCAGCUUUGGAAUUUUGGGUGAGGUUCGAGUCGGUAAUCUCGGUUCAAUUCGAUUCUCUUUAAGUGACACCACGAACCACUCGGGGCUGCAGUUAAAUGCACGAACGGCUUCAGGUGCCAGCUGGUUCCGGCUUCUCGUUGUUGCUGACGUGGCAAAACUUAUAGAAAACGUUUGGGGAUGAAAACAUUGAUCGGAACCGAACACCGACAGCAACAGGAUGCAGCAACAGGAAAAGCGACGCGAGCUGCGUUUGAAACGAUUCUGGCGCACCACCACCAAACCGCCGACGUCCUCCGAGGAGUCCGGCGGCUGCGAAAGUCCUACAAAACUCGGACGAAAGGCGUUCCAGCAACCGUCCGGUCCGGCCAUUGCCGCCAGCAGCAGCAGCAGCGAUAGUCCGCCGAAGCAUCCGACCUGUUCGCUGCCGCUGCUACAGGUGUGGCCCAGCCAGGACUCGCCCCGGGGUGAAGCAGAUGGGCAGAGCUUCGUCUUUCCCAUCGUAGCGGACGAUCAGCAACAGAGCUCCAAUGGCAGGCGGAACUCACUGUUCGUGGAUCAGCUGCAGGCGGGUGACUCCGGUAUCGAUUCCGUGCAGGCGUCACCCUCACCGAUCGCCAUGCCCUGCCAUCCGCUCGUCGUGUCCAAUGCCAUCUCGCCCAGCGCAUCGCCGACGGCCGGUUCGCCCACACCCUCGGUGGACCGGGCGACGCGGCGCCCCUCGACGUCGCUGCUGCACCCGGACCAUGCGCGCAUCUUCGCGCUCCGUGCGCCCGCCUCUCCCGACCAAGUGAGCCUGGCCAGCCUGCCGUUGUUUGACAAUCAUAGGACCUCUUCCACUCCUCCCCAUCCAUUGCAGACUUCGCUCGAGGACAGUACGGAGUUUAACGGGCCCACGACCAGCAAUCAUCUCUGCACCGCCAGCUCCAGCACGACCUCCUCGCUUACCUCGGUAGCCGUUGCGACCCUUGGCCAACACCCGCAGCGGUCCUCCGAUCCGUGGUUACGGCCGGAGCGUGACAAAGACAACCUCGAGCUCGAUCAACGCCGUGCCUCCACGAUGACGGCCCGGCUGUCCCUGUUCGAUGCGCUCGAUCUCGAGUACGCACUGUUGCGGGCGGCGGCCCGCGGUUCGGUCGGACCCUACUCGCUCAGCGAGUCACUGCACAAGCUGACCUUCACGCAGUCGCUCGCUUUCCCGGCGCUGGCUCGCGGACUGGCCACCAAGCGGCGCAACUCCACCGAGCAAAGCUCGUCCCGGCCGCUCAACCCGAACGAGUCGGGCCUGAACACGUUCGCCAAGGUCGUGACCGCCUGCGUGCUGGUGAUGGUGAGCUUUCUCGUGUUUCUGGUAGUGUACAAGUACGUGCGGACGUGAGGGUUGCUCCUGGCCCCGACAGAGGUCGCCACCGUGCAGGCGACCACUACCAUCGCCACGACGUUCCACCAGCACGUCGCGAACAAAACGAUGGUGUCGGGGUUCAGGAAGCUCUUCAACAUUGAAACGUAACGCCAGCCGGUAGUGAUCGGUGGUGCAAUGCGCCCGUUUGAGUGUAUGUGUGUGUGUCUGUAUGCGGUUGUGCGAGAGCAAGAGCGUGUAGUUUGUUCCACUUGUGUGCUGUGCAAUUUCGUCUUAUGUCAGCGGAAUUUCGCGACGCUCGUCCUCAAUGUCCACAAAUCUCUAUCGAGCUCGCUCAUGCGACCUAGUGAUAAUACAAUCACGGGAAAGCAAAUGCAUUCAAAAUGCACCAAAAAACAAAUCCCACAAUCUCUAUGAAAAAAUGGUUCAACCUUAAGCCCCGCUGUGUGAGCGUGUGUGUGAUGAGGGCUCAUGAUGAAAAACAAGAAUGCUAAAAGAUAAUCGGUUUCUGUAGUGCAACGGUACAAGCGUGUAGAGCAACGUUUGGCAACGUUUCGUUUCGCGUGUCUCGUUCGGUAGGAAAUGGUGUGUACGAUUCGAACAACAAUCAAUUUACAAUUACAGUAACCAACAUUUCGGAAUCGUAAGAACCUUCGCUGCGUCUAGAAGCAUAUCAUUCAUUGAUGGGUGUGAAAAGUAGCUAAAAGAGGCAUCAUUUCAAUUCUCAAACAAAUUUAAUGACAAUUUUUUCCUAUAUCUUUCGAUUUUACGAUUGAAGACAAUAAUCCAAUAAUUUGCGACAGCUGUAAAGCUUUUAGUCGUUUUGUGGUUGCUGUUGCUAUUUCAUUUUUUUUCUUCAUUGCAUUCGCAUUGAAUAAAAUUAAUAUUUAACUGGGAUAAGAAUUCAUUAGACUCAUUAGAAUUGGUUGGUAAGUGAACGUAUUAAGAGGCUUUUUUGUUCAAAUGCUACAAUGAAACUAAUGUGUAAUGCAAAUAGCCUAUUUGUAGGCGUUGCAGUUUGUCGCCUCAAUGUAUGCAAUCGGUAUACGUCUAGUUUUAUUGUUUUUAUUGUUUUAAAGCAAAAUAUUAACAUUUUUGAAUUAAAUUGUAUGGAUUUAAACUAAAUUUAAUAUUGAUAAUAAUAAUUUAUUAAUUCAAAAGUUUAGCAUUAAAAUGGUUUUUAGUUGACUGUUUACCUCUUUUUGCAUUAUAAAUUAUCUAACAUUUUAGUAAAAUCCUAAAAUAAAUUUAGAUAAUUUGCUGAUUUUAGAGGUUAUUUAAAAUAAUAAUCAUGCGUCUAGAUUCGUUCCAUCGUUCGCAUCUCUAAACGUCAGCCAUCCCUCUCUUACCCUUAGACGCAACUAAGCCGGAGAAGAAUAUGAAGCUACGCUCGUGUGAUGAUGCACUUUCCGCAUGUAAAUAGCAAUGUAGGAGAAGGAAGAGAAUUUACCGUAAAGAUAAAACAAGAUACAACAAGUAGGCUAUAUACAUAUAGAUAUAUAUACAUAUUCUAAGCGGGGCUGUGCGUGCGUGUACAUACGCUCCGCGCGUGAGACGCCAACACGCCAGCGACACGCGAAAGCAACUCUACUCUGUGAUCAAUACGCGCUAAACAUGAGAGGACAAGAAUAAAAUUGGAAUGAAAACCACACAACAUGUAAACAAACACUCACACACAGACAGACAGACAAAGACACACACACACCCUCCAUGAUGAUGGUCCAUGGAACCAAUCCAAUCCCUCGAGUGUAGCGAGUGGGAAUCGUUUCCGAACUAACUUAACAAUGUAAGAACCCUACGAACCAAACUGAACCUUAACGAAUUACCUAGUCCAGUAAUCAAGCCGACACUCGUCAGCAGUACCAUUAAUAUUUUACUCAUUUUCUUAGCCAUUUUUUCAUCCGCUUACUUUUCAUACUCGCUGCAGUUGCUUGGUAAACAAGAAGAUUAAACUCCUAACCAAAUAAAAACCAACUGCAUAAUAAGAUAGGACAUAGGACAAAAACCUCCUAAUGAAUUAUAUUUAUCACUCACAUGUAUUUGAUUGAGCAACAGCAGGUUAUAUUCCAAUCCAGCAUGCAUCCCAAAUCAAGCGAAAAGAUGUUCGAGGCGAAAAUAAGUCACCUUGACCCCUAUCCCUAUGGUAAAGGUGUGCUGUACAUUUAAUUCGCUGGCACCAAACCUAACCAGACGGCCCCAUACCUGUGUGUGUGCACGUUUGAGUUUUUCAUCCUCUUCAAUCCCAUUCAAAUAGCAUUGGACAUUUUUUACCGGUAACAGUUUUAACCCCAACACACUACAAUCAGGCGUGAGUGUGUUGAGUGCAGCCGAGAAGAAAUGCAAAAAAAAUCAUUACAAUCAUACCGAAACGCAGAAAUAAGAAACAGGAAAAUUGAAAAAUCUGCUACACAGUUGAUCAGCUUUAAAGAUGUAAGACAAAAAAGGAAAAAUAAACGAAUGCAGAGGAGAUAAUAAACAACAAAUCGAAUGUAAAAUAAGAAGACAGUGUGACAAAAAGCCUACAAAAAUGCAACCAAUACAUACGUGCGUACGUGACAAGGGAAGGGGAAAGCGUGUGACGAAAAGUGGGUGAAAAUUAGAAUUCAAGUUGGGUUGUGCUUAGGCUCUACGGUAUAUAUCCGGGUGGGGGAGGUAGAACAUGGAACAAGUUUAAAGAGCGAUAUGAAAAUAAAAGUCAAUAAAAAAUCAA